CUUUGGCCUCUGACAAAAAACAUUAUGCUUAUGCUCACACCCACCCCUCAACCCAAACCAUAUCCAGUCUUUCUAUCUUUUCCAUCUCACAUAGAAAUUUUUGGAAAAAACCUCCUAUCCUAGGGUUCCUUUGCCCUGUAGAGUUUUUAUUAAAUCUCCAACUCUUAAUUAGUGAGUUAAAAGAAAAAUCGAAAGCUGUCUACCGAUCUUAUCCUCCCUCUCAUGCCACGGUUGCACUAAGACACACUCAGCAGAAUUGUGGUCUUUCUGAAAAGCUGGUUUCAGUUAGAUUGAUAAAUUGUUUGGACAAAACUGGACAAGUUUUGAUUAGAAGAGGAGAGAAAGAGUCAGUCGAAACAUGGGUUACAUAUGCGAUUUUUGUGGGGAUCAAAGGUCCAUGGUGUAUUGCCGGUCUGAUGCGGCGUGCUUAUGUUUAUCAUGUGACCGAAAUGUCCACUCUGCAAAUGCCCUGUCUAGGCGUCAUUCAAGAACACUUCUUUGUGAAAGAUGCAAUUCACAACCCGCAUUAGUAAGAUGCACAGAAGAAAGAGUGUCUCUUUGUCAGAAUUGUGAUUGGAUGGGUCAUGGAACAUCUACCUCAGCUUCAGCACAUAAGAGGCAAACGCUCAAUUGUUACUCUGGCUGCCCAUCAGCUUCUGAACUGUCUUCUAUCUGGUCAUUCGUUUUAGAUUUACCUGCUGCAGGCGAAUCUGCUUGCGAGCAGGAAAUGGGAUUGAUGAGCAUCGCAGAGAACAGCACUGGAAGUGCUUGGAGCCCUCCAGAAAGUAACACUAAACAAAAUGCAUCUGGUAUAGUUGAAGUGAAUGGUGUACGUUCCGUUGAUAAGUCCGGUGUUCUUGUUGGUUCCUCUUCGGUGCCUGAACUUAACCCUGCUACUCAUGUUGUUGGCCAGCAGGCCGGAUCUGAAAAUGCAACCUUGCCUAAGUUAUUCUGUCAUGGGACCAAAGGUCCUGCAAUCCCUGAAGAUGAUGACCUUUAUGAUGAUUUCGAUAUGGAUGAAAUGGAUUUGAAUCUUGAAAAUUAUGAAGAAUUAUUUGGUGUAUCUCUGAAUCACUCUGAAGAGCUUUUUAAGAAUGGUGGGAUUGAUAGCUUGUUUGGGGCAAAGAACAUGUCCAGGGGUAAUUCCAAUUAUCAGGAUGUGGGUGCUGCUGAGGGGUCUUCAGUUGGACUGGUAAAUGCUUUACAGCCAGCAUGCAGUAAUGCUGCAUCUGCUGAUUCUGUAAUGAGUACGAAAACUGACCCAAUUAUUUGUUUUCCGGCAAAACAAGCACAAUCAAACCUUUCAUUUUCGGGUGUUACUGGAGAGAGUAGUGCUGGAGAUUGUCAAGACUGUGGGGCUUCCUCAAUGCUUCUCAUGGGAGAGCCGCCAUGGUGUCCUCCAUGCCCUGAGAGUUCCAUGCAAUCAGCUAACCGUAGUAAUGCUGUUAUGCGUUACAAGGAAAAGAAGAAGGCACGCAAGUUUGACAAAAGGGUGAGGUAUGCUUCUCGCAAAGCAAGGGCUGAUGUAAGAAAGCGUGUGAAAGGGCGCUUCAUUAAAGCUGGUGAAGCUUAUGAUUAUGACCCCUUGAACCAGGCCAGAACCAGAAGCUACUGAGUACAAUUUUUAACUAUGUUUUAUAAAGCAAAAGAAACACUUGCCUGUUUGAUUGGAAAGACUUACUUAUUGUCACUUAAUAAUGAAUGAAAUUAAUGCGUCUUUUCCUUGUGCAGUGAUAAGCUGUAUGAUUGUAUCACAGGGCCUUGGUUUCCAUCGGGAGAAGAGGGUUGAUGCAAAAAGCCAGGUUCUGGUGCUUCACUAAUGAAGUGGAGGAGCAGAUUUCUGACUCCACAUCACCAUAACAGAUUGACAGAUAAUGACAUUAUCCGGAUCGCAAAAGCCUGCCCUGUCCUUUAAGCUAUGAGCUUUCCUCACCUGUUCUGUUUCUCUGGGCAAAGUUCAUCUGUUCAAUCAUUCUCCAGGGAGGAUUCAUGUUGGUCUUCCAGCCAUAAUAUGCUUCGUGUUGAUUAUCUCAGUUAUUAUAUUUUUGUCCUGCUGGUCUGAUGACCUCUAUAAAAAAUGCCUGCCAUGACAUCUUGGGUGGCCAAACUUGUAAUUGCCUUGUCAGUAGAAUAGCCUGCAAUUAUUUCCUUCGCUUUUUCUGUUCAUUUGACAUGCACAGGAUCUGUAUGUAUGCCAGUUGAGUGUUAUGAGAUCUGACCUAAAACCAUUGUUGGGCAGACUUUAAACUUGAAGUUGUAAAUUGCAGUUUCUUUUUUGUGGACCUGGUUACACAGGAACAGAGGAUGGUUACUCAUGCAGUUAGGGGAGAAUAGUUUGUAAUAUCUUUAUACCAAUAGGGGAGGGGGUGUUAUUUGUUUUUGUUGCCAUCAAUGUAAAAGGUUUUUUCAAUUGGAAUACAGUUCACCUUGUAACUCUAGUGGUUAUA
Prunus dulcis (almond) is the source of this 2447-nucleotide messenger RNA. RefSeq names its product zinc finger protein CONSTANS-LIKE 9-like. The record is from RefSeq and is a predicted model, not a curated record. Lineage: Eukaryota; Viridiplantae; Streptophyta; Magnoliopsida; Rosales; Rosaceae. Gene Ontology annotation, molecular function: protein binding; zinc ion binding. The transcript has 5 exons. Bases 359 to 1615 code for a protein of 418 amino acids.